AUGGCCGAUGGAGAGAGCGAGGACGAAAUCCAGUUCCUCAGGACGGAGGAUGUGGUGGUCCUACAAUGCAGCGCUACAUUUCGAAAAGAAAACCUUAAGAUGUGCAUGGGAGUGGAAGGCUUCGGCAAUCGCCUCUGCUUCCUGGAAUCAACGUCCAAUGCUCAGAAUGUACCUCCAGAUCUUGCAAUUUGCUGCUUUAUUCUGGAGCAGUCUCUGUCAGUUCGAGCCCUGCAGGAAAUGCUGGCGAAUAAUGUGGAGAUGGGAAAUGAGGCACCCAAUUUGGAUAAGUGGUCCUCUCAAGGUGGGGGGCACCGAACUUUACUCUACGGUCAUGCCAUUCUUCUUAGACACUGUCACAGCGAUAUGUAUCUGUGUUGUCUUACAACAUCCCGAUCUUUAACUGAUAAGUUGGCAUUUGAUGUUGGCCUACAAGAGGAUGCUUCAGGAGAGGCCUGCUGGUGGACCAUCCAUCCGGCAUCCAAACAGAGAUCAGAAGGAGAGAAGGUACGAAUUGGUGACGAUCUGAUCCUGGUCAGUGUAUCCUCAGAGAGAUACCUGCACCUUUCUACUGCCAGUGGGGACCUUCAGGUUGAUGCCUCAUUCAUGCAGACCCUCUGGAACAUGAAUCCAAUUACCUCAGGCUGCGAAAUAGCUGAAGGAUUUGUAACUGGCGGAGAUGUCCUCCGAUUGUUCCAUGGCCAUAUGGAUGAAUGUUUGACCAUUUCCUCCACUGACCAAGGAGAGGAGCAACGAAGGAUUCCCCAUUAUGAGGGAGGGGCUGUUUGCUCUCAUGCACGCUCAUUGUGGAGGCUGGAACCCUUGAGAAUUAGCUGGAGUGGGAGCCACAUGAGAUGGGGACUGCCAUUCCGUUUACGUCAUGUGACUACAGGGCGAUAUUUAGGUCGUGAGGAAGAAAAGGGCUUGGUGCUGUUUGACACUGAGAAAGCCAACACGAAAGCCACUGCCUUCUGCUUCCGGAUUUCCAAGGAAAAGUUGGAUGUUGCUCCUAAGAAAGACGUGGAAGGAAUGGGAGCUGCGGAGAUCAAAUACGGCGAGUCGAUGUGCUUUGUUCAACAUGUGAAGAGUGCUCUCUGGCUCACAUAUGCUGCUGCAGAUUCCAAAGUUGUUCGACUGGGGCCUUUAAAGCGCAAGGCCAUCUUGCAUCAAGAAGGUCAUAUGGAUGAUGCAUUGUCACUGUCUCGCUCACAAAGAGAGGAAUCCCAAGCAGCCAGAAUGAUAUACAGUACAGCUGGCCUUUUCAACUUAUUCAUUAAGGGUCUGGACAGCUUGACUGGAAAGAACAAGCCUUCAAAGCCGAUCUCUCUACCCAUAGACAUGGUCCUUCUAACCCUGCAAGAUUUGAUUGGCUAUUUCCAGCACCCAGAAGAGGAGCUACAACAUGAGGAGAAACAGACCAAGCUACGGUCUCUUAAAAAUCGGCAGAACCUCUUCCAGGAAGAAGGAAUAAUUUCACUUGUCUUGGACUGUAUAGACAGACUGAAUGUCUAUAGCACAGCUGCACACUUUGCAGAGUUUGCUGGUGAAGAAGCAGCUGAGUCCUGGAAAGAGAUUGUGAACUUGCUAUAUGAAUUACUUGCGGCUCUGAUAAGGGGAAAUCGAUCCAAUUGCGCUUUGUUCUCCAAUAACUUGGACUGGGUCGUCAGCAAACUGGAUCGGCUGGAAGCUUCUUCAGGCAUUUUGGAGGUUUUGUACUGUGUACUGAUUGAAAGUCCUGAAGUUCUGAAUAUUAUAAAGGAAAAUCACAUCAAAUCCAUUAUUUCUCUGCUCGAUAAACAUGGACGGAAUCACAAGGUUCUGGAUGUCCUCUGCUCUCUCUGUGUGUGUAAUGGGGUAGCUGUAAGAUCCAAUCAGAAUCUUAUCACGGAGAACCUGCUACCACGAAGAGAACUGCUUCUCCAGACUAGAAUGAUCAACUAUGUCACCAGCAUGAGGCCUAAUGUCUUCUUGGGCACAUGUGAAGGCUCCACUCAGUUCAAGAAGUGGUAUUUUGAGGUCAUUGUAGAUCAGGUGGAAUCCUUUGUAACUGCUGAGGCUACUCACCUUCGCGUUGGUUGGGCACUGACUGAGGGCUACAGUCCUUACCCUGGUGCAGGCGAAGGCUGGGGUGCCAAUGGAGUCGGUGACGAUUUGCACUCCUUUGCUUUUGAUGGUCUUCAUCUGUGGUCAGGUCGGGUGUGCAGGACUGUAGCCUCCCACAACCAACACUUGUUAACAGCUGAUGAUGUGGUCAGCUGCUGCCUGGAUUUGACCGUACCAAGCAUUUCAUUCCGAUUCAAUGGGCAUCCAGUACAGGGCAUGUUUGAGGACUUUAACUUGGAUGGCCUUUUCUUUCCAGUUGCAAGCUUCUCAGCUGGAAUUAAAAUUCGCUUCCUUCUGGGAGGUCGCCAUGGCGAUUUCAAGUUCCUACCACCUCCAGGUUACGCCCCAGCCUAUGAAGCGCUACUGCCUCGGGAUCGUAUGAGGGUGGAGCCAAUCAAAGAAUACAAGCAUGACGUGGGAGAAAUCCGUAAUCUGUUGGGACCCACUAAAUCCCUCUGCCACACCUCUUUUGUCCCCUGCCCUGUGGAUACUGUACAGAUUGUCCUUCCUCCUCACUUGGAACGAAUCCGUGAAAAGUUGGCAGAGAACAUACAUGAACUGUGGGCCCUUACGAGGAUUGAACAAGGAUGGACUUAUGGACCUAUCCGGGAUGACAACAAGAGACUACAUCCAUGUCUUCUCGAUUUUCACAGUCUGCCUGAGCCAGAGAGGAACUACAACCUGCUCAUGUCUGGAGAAACCUUGAAGACACUCUUAGCUCUGGGUUGCCAUGUUGGAAUUGCGGAUGAAAAAGCUGAAGAAAACCUGAAAAAGAUAAAACUUCCCAAAACGUACAUGAUGUCCAAUGGAUAUAAACCAGCCCCCCUUGACCUUUCCCAUGUCAAGCUGACACCAGCCCAGAACACCUUGGUGGACAAACUGGCAGAGAACGGGCACAAUGUGUGGGCAAGAGACAGAGUACAGCAAGGAUGGACAUACAGCAUAAUGCAGGACAUCAAGAAAAGGAGAAACCCACGCCUUGUGCCAUACGUUCUGCUGGAUGAGAAGACCAAGAAAACCAACAGAGACAGCCUGUGUGAAGCUGUGCGUACUCUCAUUGGAUAUGGAUACAACAUUGAGCCGCCUGACCAGGAGAGCUCUGGUCAAGGUGGUGUCACAAAGCCUCGUGCUGAGAGAAUGCGCAUAUUCCGAGCUGAGAAGUCAUAUGCAGUCAAAUCAGGGAGGUGGUACUUUGAGUUUGAAGCUGUCACCACAGGUGAGAUGAGAGUUGGAUGGGCUCGGCCUGAAGUGAGACCAGAUGUAGAGCUUGGAGCAGAUGAGCUGGCUUAUGUGUUUAAUGGCCACAGGGGUCAGCGCUGGCACAUUGGUAGUGAACCAUUUGGACGUAAUUGGCAGCCCGGAGAUGUGGUUGGGUGUAUGAUUGACUUGACUGAAAUGAACAUCAUAUUCACUCUAAAUGGGGAGAUGCUGAUCAGUGAUUCUGGUUCUGAUGUUGCUUUCAAGGAUAUAGAAAUUGGGGAAGGCUUUAUACCGGUUUGCAGCCUUGGAAUGUCCCAAGUAGGCAGACUGAAUCUUGGCCAAGAUGUGGGCAGUCUGCGCUACUUUACUAUCUGUGGCCUGCAAGAAGGGUUUGAGCCAUUCGCUAUCAACAUGAAGAGGGAAAUUACCACCUGGUUUAGCAAAAGCCUUCCACAAUUUGUGAAUGUGCCUCCAGAUCACGGUCACAUUGAGGUUUCAAGAAUUGAUGGAACAGUGGACAAUCCUCCUUGCCUUAAAGUGACACAUAAGACCUUUGGAUCUCAGAACAGCAACACUGAUUUGCUUUUCUUUAGACUCAGCAUGCCUGUGGAGUUCUAUGAGACCUUUAAAUGUACCCCAGGGGCUACACCUCUCACUCGUAGUUUUACCAUACCUGAAGAAGAGGUCCAAGACGUGGACAUGGACUCUGAAUUUGAAGUCUUGAAGAAAUCUGCAGCCCGCAAAGAAAUAGAAGCAACCAAUGAGAAGGAACUAGCUAAAGAUCCUUCAAAGGAACCACUAAAGCCAGACAAUGAGAAAGAUACAACAACAGAAAAGACCAAAAAGAGAGGGUUUCUUUUCAAAGGCAAGAAACCGGCCUUCAUCUCUUCACCUCCCGUUGUACCAACAAUGCCACGUUUGAUGAAAGAAGUAGUGCCAGAUGACCGGGAUGAUCCUGAGAUCAUUAUGAACACCACAACAUAUUAUUACUCAGUGAGAAUCUUCGCUGGACAGGAGCCCACUGGGGUGUGGAUAGGAUGGGUGACUCCUGACUACCAUCUGUAUGAUAUGAACUUCGACCUGAACAAAGUCCGCAAUGCCACCAUCACUAUGGGUGAUGAUAAAGGAAACAUCUUUAACAGCAUUAAACGCAGUAACUGUUAUAUGGUUUGGGGUGGAGAAUUCAGCAACAACACUCAGCAGGCUCGUGUCCGUAAGGAAGACCUUGUGAUCGGUUGCUUAAUUGAUCUGGAAACUGGACUCAUGACCUUCACAGCCAAUGGGAAGGAGGUGAACACAUUCUUCCAGGUUGAGCCCAAUACUAAGCUCUUUCCAUCUGUUUUUGUUAAUCCUUUGAGCCAGACGUUAUUCCAGUUUGAACUUGGAAAAUUGAAGAACAUCAUGCCUAUCUCUGCUGCCAUGUUCCGCAGUGAAAGCAAGAACCCAGUGCCGCAGUGCCCACCGCGUCUUGAUAUCCAAAUGUUGACACCUGUGGUAUGGAGCCGUGUGCCAAAUGAUUUCCUAAUGGUGGAAUCAUCAAAGGUCAGCGACAGGCAAGGCUGGAUGGUAGAGUGUGUAGACCCACUGAUGAUGAUGGCUCUUCAUAUUCCUGAAGAGAACAGGUGUAUUGAUAUCUUGGAGUUGUCGGAACGUUUGGAUUUGCUGAAGUUCCACUAUCACACCCUUAAGCUGUACUGUUCAGUCUGCGCUUUGGGAAAUAAUCGUGUGGCUCAUGCCCUGACCAGCCAUGUUGAUGAAUCUCAGUUGCUUUAUACUAUUGAGAGUAACCACCUGUCAGGUCUUCUUCGGAGUGGCUUCUAUGACCUCCUUAUCAGCAUCCACUUGGAAUCAGCCAAGAGAGGUCGUAUGACCAUGAACAGCGAGUUUAUCGUCCCUAUGACCGACCAGACAAAGAGUAUCAAACUUUUCCCCAAUGAAAUAAAAAAGCAUGGGCUUCCUGGUGUUGGUAUGAGUACAUGUCUUAGACCAGAGCUACAUUUUUCUCAUACCUGCUUUGUUAGCACUAUUAGUGAACUUUACCAACACAGUCCAUUCAUCCCACUGGAUAUCCUCAAGACCAAAGCUGUUGGCAUGUUGACAGAAGCAGUGCUGGAUGGUGGACAACAUACCAGGGAUCCUGUUGGAGGAAGUGUGGAAUUCCAGUUUGUACCAGUCCUAAAGCUUAUCUCCACCCUUUUAAUCAUGGGUGUGUUUCAGGAUGAUGAUGUAAGACACAUCCUAAAGAUGAUUGAACCGAAUGUGUUUUCUGAAGAGGAGCCAGCAGAAGAAGAGGAAAAAACUGAAGAAGGUGGAAAGGAGGGUGCAGAAGAAGAGGCUACUGAAAAAGUUGCUGAGGAGGGAGCUGAAGAGGGAGAAGAACAGGAAAGGACUGAAGGAGAAGAGAAAGCAGUUGAAGCUGGAGAGGAUGAAGUCGAAGAGGAGGGCAUGGAGGAAGGCUUACUGCAAAUGAAGCUGCCUGAGUCUGUGAAGUUGCAGAUGUGUAACCUGCUGCAGUAUUUCUGUGACCGAGAACUGCAGCAUCGGGUUGAAGCCAUCAUUGCCUUUUCUGAGCGCCAUAUGGAUAGCUUGCAAACCAAUCAGAGGAAGCGUUACAAAGAACUGAUGCAAGCAUUCACCAUGUCUGCAGCAGAGACAGCGCGAAGAACCAGAGAAUUCCGUUCCCCUCCACAAGAACAGAUUAACAUGCUAGUCAACUUCAAGAAUGUUCCAGAGGAGGAAUGUCCUGUGCCGGAAGAAAUCCGGGAUGAGCUCAACGAGUUUCACAGUGAUCUUUUGGCACAUUGUGGGGUUCAUAUUGAGGGAGAGGAAGAGGAAGAGCAGGAAGAAACCAGCCUGACCAGACGUCUCUUGAGUUUAGUGGAGAAAAUAAAAAGUCUACGUGGCAAGAAGAAGGAACCAGACCCUGAGCCCGAAGAGGGGGAGGAACCUAAACCUACCACCUUGCAAGAGCUCAUCUCUCACACCAUGGUGCACUGGGCCCAGGAGUCUUUUGUUCAGAACCCUGAGCUGGUCCGGGUGAUGUUCAGCCUGCUGCACCGUCAGUAUGAUGGGCUUGGGGAACUUAUCAGAGCAAUGCCCAAAGCCUACACUAUCAAUGCUGUAUCCGUAGAGGACACUAUGAACCUUCUGGAGAGCCUUGGGCAGAUUCGCUCACUGCUCAUUGUGCAGAUGGGACCAGAGGAAGAGAACUUGAUGAUCCAGAGUAUCGGAAACAUCAUGAACAACAAGGUCUUUUACCAGCACCCCAACUUGAUGCGAGCUUUGGGAAUGCAUGAGACUGUAAUGGAAGUCAUGGUGAAUGUGCUUGGUGGAGGUGAAUCCAAGGAAAUCCGUUUCCCCAAAAUGGUGACCAACUGCUGUCGUUUCCUAUGCUACUUCUGUAGAAUCAGUCGGCAAAAUCAAAGAGCCAUGUUUGACCACCUUAGCUACCUGCUUGAAAACAGUGGUAUUGGUUUGGGAAUGAGAGGCUCUACUCCCCUUGAUGUGGCUGCUGCUUCAGUAAUAGACAAUAAUGAGCUGGCUCUAGCACUACAAGAGCAGGACCUAGAAAAGGUUGUGUCCUAUCUGGCUGGAUGUGGCUUGCAGAGUUGUCCCAUGCUGCUGGCCAAAGGAUAUCCAGACAUUGGUUGGAACCCUGGUGGCGGAGAGAGGUAUCUAGACUUCCUUCGUUUCGCUGUCUUUGUGAAUGGCGAGAGCGUGGAGGAGAAUGCCAAUGUGGUGGUGCGUCUUCUGAUCCGACGCCCGGAGUGUUUUGGUCCUGCCCUGAGAGGAGAGGGAGGUAAUGGUCUAUUGGGUGCCAUUGAAGAUGCUAUCAAGAUCUCUGAGGACCCUGCAAGAGAUGGACCCACUGUCAAAAAGGACCGCCGCCGGGAGUUGUAUGGUGGUGAGGAACCACAUGAAGAAAAUCGGGUACACCUUGGUAAUGCCAUCAUGUCUUUCUAUGCGGCUCUCAUUGACCUUCUGGGCCGCUGUGCCCCAGAGAUGCAUCUGAUCCAAGCUGGCAAAGGGGAAGCUCUUCGGAUAAGAGCCAUCCUUCGUUCUUUGGUACCUAUUGAGGAUUUGGUGGGAGUUAUUAGUCUUCCUCUUCAGAUACCAGCAUUUGGAAAAGAUGGCAAUACCAUUGAGCCAAAAAUGUCUGCCAGCUUUGCCCCAGACCACAAAGCUCCCAUGGUGCUCUUCUUGGAUCGUGUUUACGGCAUUGACAAUCAAGACUUCCUGCUACAGGUUCUAGAAGUUGGGUUCUUGCCGGACAUGCGGGCUGCAGCCUCUCUGGAUACGGCUGCAUUUAGUACCACUGAAAUGGCCUUGGCUUUGAACCGAUACCUUUGCUCUGCAGUCCUUCCUCUAAUCACCAAAUGUGCUCCUCUGUUUGCUGGUACUGAGCACCGUGCUAUUAUGGUGGACUCCAUGUUGCAUACCAUUUACCGCCUGUCCCGUGGACGCUCUCUUACCAAGGCCCAGAGAGAUGUUAUUGAGGAAUGUCUGAUGGGACUUUGCAGAUACCUCCGUCCUUCCAUGCUACAGCAUCUUUUGAGAAGGCUGGUCUUUGAUGUGCCAAUUCUGAAUGAGUUUUCCAAAAUGCCAUUAAAGCUCCUUACUAAUCACUAUGAGCGAUGCUGGAAAUAUUAUUGUCUUCCAACUGGCUGGGCCAACUAUGGUGUGUCAUCAGAAGAAGAGCUUCACCUCACCAGGAAACUCUUCUGGGGCAUAUUUGAGUCUCUUGCUCACAAGAGAUUUGAUGCGGAGAUCUAUAAGAUCACAAUGCCAUGCUUGUGUGCCAUUGCGGGAGCCAUCCCACCUGACUAUGUGGAUGCCAGCUACUCCUCCAAGACUGACAAGAAGGCUUCUGUGGAUGCUGAAGGCAACUUUGAUCCCAAGCCAGUAGAGACACUGAAUGUGAUCAUCCCUGAAAAGUUGGAUGGCUUCAUCAACAAGUAUGCAGAGUACACCCACGACAAAUGGGCAUUUGAAAAGAUACAAAAUAAUUGGUCCUAUGGGGAAACAAUUGACGAGGAGGCAAAAACCCAUCCAAUGCUACGGCCAUACAAAACCUUCUCUGAAAAGGACAAGGAAAUCUAUCGCUGGCCAAUCAAAGAGUCUCUGAAAGCUAUGAUCGCUUGGGAGUGGAUGGUAGAGAAAGCCAGAGAAGGCGAGGAAGAAAGAAUUGAAAAGAAGACAAAAUCCAGGAAAAUCUCCCAGUCAGCCCAGGCAACCUAUGAUCCCUCAGUACAGACCUUUAGUCCAACUCCUAUCGAUGUGUCUGGAAUCACUCUGUCCAGAGACCUGCAGUUAAUGGCUGAGCAGCUGGCUGAGAAUUAUCACAACACUUGGGGUCGUAAGAAGAAGCUGGAGCUCGAGACAAAAGGUGGAGGAACUCACCCAUUGCUAGUACCCUAUGACACUUUGACUGCCAAAGAGAAGGCUCGUGACAGGGAAAAGGCACAGGAGCUGCUGAAGUUUCUCCAGCUCCAUGGUUAUGCUGUGACAAGAGGAUUGAAGGACAUGGAGCUUGACACUUCAUCCAUUGAGAAACGCUUUGCUUAUGGAUUCCUUCAGAAACUGCUGAAGCUAAUGGAUUCAGCGCAGGAGUUCAUUGCUCACUUAGAGGCCGUUGUAAGCAGUGGAAGGGUGGAGAAGUCUCCACAUGAACGGGAAAUCAAAUUCUUUGCCAAGAUUCUUCUUCCGCUGAUCAACCAAUACUUCAUGAACCACUGUCUCUACUUCUUGUCGACACCAGCCAAAGUCCUAGGCAGCGGCGGUCAUGCUUCCAACAAGGAGAAAGAGAUGAUUGCCAGCCUGUUCUGUAAGGUGGCUGCUCUUGUUCGACACCGCGUGUCUUUAUUCGGAAAUGAUGCUCCUGCAGUGGUUAAUUGUCUACAUAUCUUGGCUCGCUCUCUGGAUGCCAGGACAGUCAUGAAGUCUGGCCCAGAAAUCGUAAAAGCUGGAUUGCGUUCCUUCUUUGAGGGGGCAUCUGAAGACAUAGAGAAGAUGGUUGAGAACCUAAAGCUGGGGAAAGUAUCUCAAUCCAGCACUCAGGUCAAGGGUGUGGCCCAGAAUAUCAAUUACACCACUGUGGCUCUGUUGCCAGUUCUUACGUCGCUCUUCGAGCACAUUGCACAGCACCAGUUUGGAGAUGAUGUCAUAUUGGAUGAUGUACAAGUCUCCUGCUACAGAACACUGUGCAGCAUCUACUCUCUGGGUACCACUAAGAACCCCUACGUUGAAAAGCAACGUCCAGCUUUGGGUGAAUGUUUGGCACGACUUGCUGCUGCCAUGCCUGUAGCCUUCCUGGAACCCCACCUAAAUGAAUACAACAUCUACUCUGUCUACACCACCAAGUCUCCUCGUGAACGUGCCAUUUUGGGUCUCCCCAACUCUGUAGAAGAAAUGUGCCCAGAUAUCCCUGACCUGCAAACCCUGACGAAAGAAAUCAGCUUGCUAGCAGAGUCUGGUGCUCGUUACACAGAGAUGCCACAUGUCAUUGAAGUGACUUUGCCCAUGCUGUGCAAUUAUCUUCCUCGUUGGUGGGAACGAGGGCCAGAGAAUAUGCCAGAUGAAACCACAUUGUGCUGCACCAGUGUAACCUCUGAGCAUCUGAAUGCCCUUCUGGGCAACAUCCUGCGUAUCGUUGUCAACAAUCUGGGCAUAGAUGAGGCCUCCUGGAUGAAAAGACUUGCAGUAUUUGCCCAGCCCAUUGUCAGCAAGGCCAAGCCAGAGCUCCUUCGGUCUCACUUUAUUCCAACCAUGGAGAAGCUGAAGAAACGGGCAGGGAAAGUGGUGGCUGAGGAAGAGCUGCUGCGUCUGGAGGUGAAGAGUGAGUCUGAAGAUUCCGAAUCUCUGAUACGAGAUGAGUUCUCUGUCCUCUGCAGAGACCUCUAUGCUCUUUAUCCUCUGCUGAUCCGCUACGUAGACAAUAACAGAGCAAACUGGCUGACAGAGCCUAAUAGUGAUGCAGAAGAAUUGUUCCGAAUGGUUGGGGAGGUGUUCAUCUUCUGGUCGAAAUCCCAUAACUUUAAGCGGGAGGAGCAGAACUUUGUAGUUCAAAAUGAGAUCAACAACAUGUCCUUCCUUACUGCUGACAGUAAGAGCAAGAUGUCCAAGUCUGGAGACAGCCAGUCUGGUGGCUCUGACCAAGAGCGCACAAAAAAGCAGCGCCGUGGAGAUCGUUACUCUGUACAGACAUCACUUAUUGUGGCCACUCUGAAGAAGAUGCUUCCGAUUGGUCUCAACAUGUGUUCCCCAACCGACCAGGAGCUGAUUACAUUGGCCAAAACACGCUAUUCUUUGAAAGACACAGAUGAAGAAGUAAGAGAAUUCCUGAAUAAUAAUCUCCAUCUUCAGGGCAAGGUGGAGAAUUCCUCAAUGCGUUGGCAGAUGGCUUUGUACAAUAAGAUGUCAGGUAAAGCGGAAGACUGCAACAGCCCUGAGAAGAUUGUGAAACGUGUACAGGAGGUCUCUGCUGUGCUAUAUCAUCUGGAGCUGACUGAACACCCCUUCAAGUCCAAGAAAGCAGUUUGGCAUAAGCUUCUCUCCAAACAACGUCGGCGUGCCGUUGUGGCCUGUUUUCGGAUGACACCACUGUACAACUUGCCCAGGCACCGUGCAUGUAACAUGUUCCUGGAAGGUUAUAAACACAACUGGAUUAUGACUGAGGAGCAUGACUUUGAAGACAGGAUGAUUGAUGACUUGGCGAAAUCUGGCGAGAACGAAGAGGAAGAGGAGGAAGUAGAGGAGAAGAAACCAGACCCUCUACACCAACUCAUCCUUCAUUUCAGCAGAACAGCUCUGACAGAGAAAACUAAACUAGAAGAAGAUUACUUGUAUAUGGCAUAUGCGGAUAUCAUGGCAAAGAGUUGCCAUAUGGAAGAAGAGGGGGAAGAAGCUCCAGAAGGUGAAGAAGAGGAGGCGGAACUCACAUUUGAGGAGAAAGAAAUGGAGAAACAGAAACUAUUGUACCAGCAGUCUCGUCUCCAUAACCGUGGAGCGGCUGAGAUGGUCUUGCAGAUGAUAAGCGCAUGUAAAGGGGAACCAGGAGCUAUGGUCUCCUCAACGCUCAAGCUAGGAAUUUCCAUCCUUAAUGGAGGAAAUGCUGAGGUCCAGCAGAAAAUGCUGGAUUAUCUGAAGGACAAAAGGGAAGUUGGCUUUUUCCAGAGUGUGCAGGCCCUGUUGCAGACUUGCAGCGUCCUGGACCUGAAUGCCUUUGAGCGCCAGAAUAAGGCAGAGGGACUUGGCAUGGUGACAGAAGAUGGUACAAUCAUCAACCGUGAACAGGGAGAGAAGGUGAUGGCGGACGACCAGUUUACUCAGGAUCUGUUCCGCUUUCUUCAGCUGCUUUGUGAGGGGCACAAUAAUGAUUUCCAGAACUACCUGCGUACACAGACCGGCAACACUACCACCAUCAACAUUAUCAUCUGCACAGUGGAUUAUCUACUGCGCCUGCAGGAAUCUAUCAGCGAUUUUUACUGGUAUUACUCUGGAAAGGACAUCAUUGAUGAGCAGGGCAAAAGGAACUUUUCCAAAGCCAUGUCUGUAGCAAAGCAAGUGUUCAACAGUCUUACAGAGUAUAUUCAGGGUCCCUGCACAGGCAACCAGCAAAGUCUGGCCCACAGCCGUCUAUGGGAUGCAGUCGUGGGUUUCCUGCAUGUCUUUGCUCAUAUGAUGAUGAAACUAGCCCAGAUGCCCCAAAAUGGAGGACUACGAAAUGGCGACUCCAGUCAAAUUGGGCUGCUGAAGGAAUUGUUGGACCUGCAGAAGGACAUGGUAGUCAUGCUGCUCUCCCUUCUGGAAGGUAAUGUGGUCAAUGGAACAAUAGCUCGCCAAAUGGUGGACAUGCUUGUGGAGUCUUCAAGCAAUGUAGAAAUGAUCCUUAAAUUCUUCGAUAUGUUCCUCAAGCUUAAGGACAUAGUGGCUUCUGAUGCAUUUAGAGAUUAUGUCACAGAUCCUCGAGGUCUCAUAUCUAAAAAAGAUUUCCAGAAAGCAAUGGACAGUCAAAAGCAAUACACAACGUCUGAGAUCCAGUUCCUCCUAUCCUGCUCAGAAGCUGAUGAAAAUGAAAUGAUCAACUUUGAAGAGUUUGCAGACCGCUUCCAAGAGCCAGCUAAAGACAUUGGUUUCAAUGUGGCAGUUCUACUAACCAACUUAUCUGAGCAUGUACCUCAUGACAUAAGGCUACAUAACUUCCUGGAGCUAGCAGGUUGUAUAAUAAACUACUUCAAACCUUAUCUAGGCAAAAUUGAGAUUAUGGGAGCAGGCAAGAGGAUAGAGCGCAUCUACUUUGAGAUCAGUGAGAGCAAUAAAACACAAUGGGAGAUGCCUCAGGUUAAAGAGUCUAAACGUCAGUUCAUUUUUGAUGUGGUCAAUGAAGGUGGUGAGUCGGAGAAGAUGGAGCUCUUUGUCAACUUCUGCGAAGACACCAUAUUUGAGAUGCAAAUUGCUUCACAGAUUUCAGAAACUGAAGAAGAAAAGGCAGAUGAUGAUGAUGAAGAUGAUGGAGGAGAAGGAUCUGGAGAAGGGGAGGAGGCUGACAAUGAGUCUUCUCCAGAAGCUUCAUCGGCUUUUGUAGAAUUUAUGAACAAUGUGAUAAACUUCUUCAAGAUGUUCACCUACAAGAACCUUAGAAGGCAGUAUCGAAAGAUCAAGAAGAUGACCAUAAAGGAAAUGGUAAUGGCCAUUGUCUCCUUCCUCUGGACGUUCUUCAUUGGAACCCUUCACUUCAUCUACAGUGUCUGCAAAGGCAUCUUCUUGUUGAUAUGGCACACAUUGUUUGGAGGCAGCCUUGUAGAAGGAGCUCAGAAGUUAACUGUAACUGAACUUUUGGCCAGUAUGCCAGACCCCACACAGGACGAAGUCCACGGAGAUGGUCCUCCUGCAGCAGUGAGUGAUGAAUUACCAGAGGCUGGAGAUGUGACGGACUUCACUGACAUGGGCAAAGAAGAAGUGCAAGAAAAAGGAGCAGAAAUAUUUGGAGUGGACCUGAAGAAGGAUGGUGGACACUAUAGGCCCAGCGCUCCCGAUGCUCCUGGAGGCUUGGGUGAUAUGGGAGACACCACCCCUGUGGAUCCACCAACUCCAGAGGGAUCGCCCAUCUUGAAGAGGAAAUUUGGAGAUGAUGAAGCCCCACAGCACUUGGAUGGUUCCGAGCAGCCAGAGCCAACAACAGAAGAGCCAGAGCCAGAACCAGAACCAGAGAAAGCAGAUCUAGAGAAUGGGGAGAAGGGUGAAGCUGCAGUGGAAGAAGGAGCUGCUCCAGCUCCUGUGGAACCAGAAGAACCAGUUGAAGCCCCCAAGAAAAAGACUCCUCCAAAGGAGAAGAAAUCAGAAGCUGGAGAUGGAGGUUUUGAAUUCUGGAAUGAGAUGGAGAUCCAGAGGAUAAAAUUCUUGAACUAUCUCUCAAGGAAUUUCUAUAAUCUGCGUUUCUUGGCACUAUUCCUGGCCUUCGCGAUUAACUUUAUUUUGCUGUUCUACAAGGUGUCUGAUUCUCCCAAAGGCGAGGAAGAUUUUGAGGGAUCAGGGAUGGAGGAGGAACUGUCCAUUCUGGAUGAGGGAAGUGGGGCUGGUGGAGAGGAAGAAGAUGAAGAUGAUGGCGUGGUGUAUUUUUUCUUGGAGGAAAGCACAGGGUAUAUGCAGCCGACACUAUACUUUCUUUCCGUUGUUCACACGCUCAUUUCCUUCUUAUGCAUCAUUGGCUACAACUGUUUGAAGGUUCCUUUGGUUAUCUUUAAACGGGAGAAGGAGUUGGCGCGUAAGCUGGAGUUUGAUGGCGUCUAUAUUACAGAACAGCCAGAGGAUGAUGACAUUAAAGGACAAUGGGAUCGUCUAGUUUUGAAUACACCCUCAUUCCCGAGAAACUACUGGGACAAAUUUGUGAAGAGAAAGGUGCUGGAUAAAUAUGGAGACAUUUAUGGUCGGGAGAGGAUUGCAGAACUGCUGGGAAUGGAUCUGGCCAGCUUAGAAAUCAGCUCUCAUAAUGGAAAGAAACCAAAGUCAGAUAAUUCUAUGCUGACAUGGUUUACCUCAGUUGAUAUUAAGUACCAGAUCUGGAAAUUCGGAGUGGUCUUCACUAACAAUUCUUUCUUAUAUCUGGUCUGGUACUUGGUCAUGUCCAUGCUGGGUCACUACAACAAUUUCUUCUAUGCUGCCCACCUGCUGGAUAUUGCCAUGGGAGUGAAGACCCUGCGCACAAUCCUGUCUUCUGUCACACACAAUGGAAAACAGCUCAUGAUGACUGUUGGACUGUUAGCUGUGGUUGUGUACCUGUAUACAGUGGUUGCCUUCAACUUCUUCCGCAAAUUUUACAACAAGAGUGAGGAUGAGGAUGAGCCAGACAUGAAGUGUGAUGACAUGAUGACGUGCUACCUUUUCCAUAUGUAUGUUGGGGUACGAGCUGGCGGUGGCAUUGGAGAUGAGAUUGAAGACCCUGCAGGAGAUGAAUAUGAACUUUACCGUGUUGUCUUUGACAUCACAUUCUUCUUCUUCGUCAUUGUCAUCCUGUUGGCCAUCAUUCAAGGUUUGAUCAUUGAUGCCUUUGGAGAGUUGAGAGACCAACAGGAGCAAGUGAAAGAGGAUAUGGAGACCAAAUGCUUCAUCUGCGGCAUCGGCAGUGAUUACUUUGAUACGACGCCGCACGGCUUUGAGAAUCACACUUUGGAAGAACAUAACUUGGCCAAUUACAUGUUCUUCCUAAUGUAUCUAAUUAACAAGGAUGAAACAGAACAUACUGGACAGGAGUCGUAUGUCUGGAAGAUGUACCAGGAGAGAUGUUGGGACUUCUUCCCGGCUGGAGACUGUUUCCGGAAGACUUAUGAGGAUCAGCUGGGAUAAUGGAUAAGUCUUAUACAUAUUAUAUUUCUUGGGUCUCUCAGAUCCUUGAAGCUACAAGAGACAUUGGCAACCAUCUUCCUUUUCGGCCUCCGUCUCUACUGAUCCUUUUCAGUGAUUCCGUGGAACAUUCAUUUAUUAACUGGAGACUGUUACAUCUUUAGAGUCCAGAUGCCCUCGAAGAGCUUUAAACUGUAAUAGCUGAGAUACCUGCCAGACUAUCACAUUGUGAUAGCCACAUUGCUGCUGUAAAGCAGUGCAUUUUCAGAGACUUCAGAUGAGUAUUGUCUUUUUACACAGCGGCUUGUUUUGGAGCACUGAUGUCCUUUGCUCCACAGGAGCCUGCUGCCUCACUGACCUGUCACUGCCACCAAAAAUAAUAAUAAUGAUAACUUAUCAAUAUGACAAUGCCUUCACUGCCAACAGAGACUUAGUGGAGGGACAUUAUUGUCCUCCUUGCUGCAGAGCAUUGCACCUUUAUCUUUGGUUGGUCGGUUAAUAAUUUCACCUUUUCUUUUUUGCCCCUAAUGCUGCUGAGCAUG
Nanorana parkeri is the source of this 15680-nucleotide messenger RNA. It is a transcript of the gene RYR1, whose product is annotated as ryanodine receptor 1. Gene Ontology annotation, cellular component: sarcolemma; smooth endoplasmic reticulum; calcium channel complex. Lineage: Eukaryota; Metazoa; Chordata; Amphibia; Anura; Dicroglossidae. The transcript is spliced from 108 exons. The record is from RefSeq and is a predicted model, not a curated record. The coding region runs from base 1 to 15141 and encodes 5046 amino acids. Gene Ontology annotation, biological process: intracellular calcium ion homeostasis; calcium ion transmembrane transport. Gene Ontology annotation, molecular function: protein binding; ryanodine-sensitive calcium-release channel activity.